This is a messenger RNA of Caenorhabditis elegans, 869 nucleotides long. RefSeq names its product T20D4.11-like domain-containing protein (gene T08G5.15). The record is from RefSeq and is marked reviewed. The transcript is spliced from 3 exons. Bases 32 to 727 code for a protein of 231 amino acids. Lineage: Eukaryota; Metazoa; Nematoda; Chromadorea; Rhabditida; Rhabditidae.
AAAAUUCAAACUAUUAUUUCUCUAACUUAAAAUGAUAUAUCAAGUUUUUGUUCUUCUACUUACUUCCAAUGGGAUUGUCACUUCGCCAAGCUCCAUCGGUCUUAACCUUUCAGUUGGAGUUACUGUAGCUCCGCCACAUGGUCCAACAGUUACUACCAUGUCUACUCCACACACGACAAUGAAAACCAUCAUGCAAAACCUAACCACAAGCAGCCAUCAGGUAGCUACCACAACUGCAAAAGCUGUCACGAAAUUUCCGAAAACCUGCGAAUCCCUCGACACCCUGGUUCAAUCCAGUCAGUGUUAUUAUGCUCUUGAAGGACUUGAUUCAAGUAUGUCUGCAAUGAGUUUGACUGAUCCAGAUGUUAUUCAAGAAAUUAAUGGAUACUGUUCUACAUUUACGGAUUGCUACCCUGAAAUCGAAAAAUGCGCGGAUUUCGAUUCGUAUUCAAUCGGUAUCAUCAAAACAUUUUGUGACUUUUAUCAAUUUGUCACUACAAAGUUUUUCCUACCGUGCUCUCUUAUUUUGGAAGGAACAUCAACUCCAUGCACAGACAAUGCAACAUCAAUUAUUUUGGAUUUUAAUUCAACGAUUCCUGUGAAGUGUGCAAAGCUGAUUGCAGUGAAUAGUUGUUCAGUGAAAGAAGUAGAAAGCUCGUGCAACGUGAGAGGAACUCAAAGCUACCAAAUGUUCUUGAAUCGUCAUAUACAGACAUGGAUGUGUUAAUUAUUUUUAUCCUGGUUGUAUUCAUGAUUUCAAUGUAAAUAUUUAUUGUGUAAAUGUGUAAAACUAUAUUAAUAUGAUGAUUGUAAAACAUCUGAUAGAUUUUUCGAGAAUAUUUGAUAAAAACAAUGUUAUCCUCUAAAAU